Molecule: messenger RNA, 1029 nt
Organism: Camellia sinensis
Lineage: Eukaryota; Viridiplantae; Streptophyta; Magnoliopsida; Ericales; Theaceae
Source: RefSeq, a predicted model, not a curated record
GAGAGAGAAACCAUCAUUCCAAAGCCAAAAAAGAGAGCGAGAGGAGAGAGAGAGAGAGAGAGAGUGGAGAUAAAGCGAGGAAUUCAAGGAAGAAGAAGGGUUUCCCAGAGAGAGAAAGAUAGAGAGAUAGAGAGAAGAUGACUCAAACACAGAGGCAGGCAAGUGAACAGCAACAACAAGCACUGAUGCAAUCAGGGCAAAUCUCUGGAAGCUUGAGCUUCAAUGGAACCCUAACUAAAGAAGACGAAGAGAUGUCGAAAUCGGCUCUCUCUACUUUCAGGGCUAAGGAAGAAGAGAUCGAGAAGAAGAAACUCGAGGUCAAAGAGAAAGUUCAGCUUCAUCUCGGUCGCAUCGAAGAAGAAAAUCGACGAUUAGCUACUAUUCGCGAGGAGCUCGAGGGGCUGGCAGAUCCGAUGAAAAAAGAAGUCUCAGUUGUUCGUAAAAAGAUUGAUGCUGUCAACAAGGAGUUAAAGCCACUGGGUGUGACUUGCCAGAAGAAGGAGAGAGAGUACAAAGAAGCUCUCGAGGCUUUCAAUGAAAAAAACAAAGAAAAAGUACAGCUGAUUACCCGAUUGAUGGAGCUGGUUGGUGAAAGUGAGAGAUUGAGGAUGAAGAAGCUGGAGGAGCUGAGUAAGAGCAUAGAAACGGUACGCUAAGAUUGAUAACCUAAUGCUUGAUUGAUAGCUAAUUAGGUUUUGUGUGGUGUAUUUAUUUAAGAGAAGACUUCUAUAUUGUCUGUCUGUAUAUGGGUGUCUUUGGGUUUGUUUGUAUUCUAUGAUUUUCUUGUUUGCUUAAUUAGCUUUUGUUGGAGCAUUUGCUGAUUUAGGAAUGGGAAAUACCCCCACAAACAGGUUUGUAACCAAACAGGUCUCAACUUUUCUUCACAUUUUUCUUCUUUUACAUUCAACUCUGCACUCUCUCGAGUUGUGUAAGAUAUGGUGUGUUCUUUUAAUUAGAUGGAAGAAUGGCUUCCCAAAUUGUUUCUUGUGUAAUCAAAUUGGUUUAAGAUGAGAGAAUUUUGCUUGGUCA